AUGGACGAAUUAUUCAGGCUGUCCCAAGAGCACUUUGAUCUUCAGACCUCGCUCUGCGCGGGAGACGGGCCAAGGGGACGCGGGCUCUUCUCGCGCGACGGCACGCCCUACGGCGCCGCCAUGGAGCUGCCGUUGCACCACUGUUUGUGUCUACCCGUCGACCCGCUCACGACGCCGUCGGUGAUCUCGACCGAGAACCUCCGGCGCUUCCAGCAGGCCCACGGCGCCCUGCCCGAGCAGCUGGAGGACUUCCUCUGGUCCGCCGAGCGCUGGGACAUCCGCCUGACCGCCUUCCUGCUGUGGAUGGCGCGCACGGCGCGGAAACCCGAUGUCGUCCCGGACCGGUCGCCGGAGUCCACGGCGCUGUGGCAGGCGUACACGGCCUCCCUGCCCAGCGGCGAGGAGCUCGCGUGCCUGCUAAUGUUCGCGCCCAGCGACAGAUACGAGCUGCAGUCCAUGUCGCUGGAACGCGAGGCGUCGCGGCAGCGGGACUGGGCGUUCGGGUUGCACCACGCGUUCUUCGACGCCACGCGCGGCGAGCUCGGGGCGCUGAAGCUCGCGCGGACGCCCGCGGACACGUUGUGGGCGCUGGGGUGCGUUCGCAGUCGCACGUUCGCCGACGACCCUGAGAACGGCGGCGGGGAGUCGCUGGUGCUGCUGGCGCCCGUGGCGGACCUCGCGAACCACGACACGGACUACAACGCGACGUUCGAGGUCGACGACGCCGCGGGGGUGUUCCGGCUGUGGGCCAACAUGGACAUGGAGGCCGGGACCGAGUUCUGCAUUUCGUACGGCGAGGACAAGUCCUCCGACGAGCUGAUGCGCGACUACGGCUUCUCGCUGUCCGGGAACCCCAACGACAGGCUCGACGUGCCGCGCCGCCUGUCAUGCGCGCAGCCCCCCGAGGGAGUCGAUCUGGACGAGGACCCCCACUGGUCGCGGCCCCCGCAGAUGCGGCGCGAGCUGCUCGCGCUCGACCUGCCGACCCUCGAGCGCGCACGGGACGUCGUCGUCUCGAGGCGCGGGCGCAAGGCGGCGCAGAUCGACCCGACGGUGGACGCGCGGCGGUGGCACUCCGUGUUCGAGAGCUUGCCGUUGAUGCGGGACGUCGGGCCGGGGGGCGUGAAGCCAGAGAAGCAGCGCGAGUUCGACUCGGCAGGCAUUCUGGAGGACAUGGUCCGUGCGCGCCAGUCGGAGAUGCUGCUGAGCGCUGCGCAGGACAGGGAGCUGCUGAGCAGCGGGGGCCUGUCGCCGCGGAUGGCAGCGGCGGUGGCUGCGCGGGCGGAGCGCAAGGUGCUGAUCGAGAUGACCAUCGAGGUGCUGCGGUCGUAUCGCACAGUCAUCCGGAAACGUCCCGAGUGA
Molecule: messenger RNA, 1362 nt
Organism: Pedinophyceae sp. YPF-701
Lineage: Eukaryota; Viridiplantae; Chlorophyta; Pedinophyceae
Source: the annotation of a GenBank genome assembly